Molecule: messenger RNA, 1976 nt
Organism: Eurytemora carolleeae
Lineage: Eukaryota; Metazoa; Arthropoda; Copepoda; Calanoida; Temoridae
Gene: Orc2
Product: origin recognition complex subunit 2-like
Exons: 13
Coding region: 14-1756 (580 amino acids)
Biological process (GO): DNA replication
Cellular component (GO): nucleus; nuclear origin of replication recognition complex
Molecular function (GO): DNA replication origin binding
Source: RefSeq, a predicted model, not a curated record
AGGGUCCGGCGAGAUGAAAAUUUUAACGAACUUUAAAUUUCAUUUUUUCAGAAACAUGGUUCGGGUUCGUGUGGUAUUUAAACACGACUCCGACGCCCCGGAAAUGAACACAACCGGAGACGAGAUUUCCAGGGUUCUCCGAACUCGGAAUAGUAAUGGAGAUGGCUCUCGGAGGAAUUCUGUGUGCGUUGGAGGCAGUCUGGAAGGAAUUGCGGAGGAGGAGGAAGAAUUCAUGUUCAGCAAAGCAUCUCAGUUAGCAGAGGAGACUGAAUCUGCAGGGAAGGACGUUUUCGGGUUUAAAACUCCUAAAAAAUCUGGAUCUAUGGUUCUAAAGGCUCAGGAGGAAUUGAACCGAACUCCUAGAUCUGCAAGGAACACACCCAACUUUAAUCCUAGCACUCCUAGAACACCAAGAACUGGAAGCAGGACAACUACUCCGAGUAAGGUGCUAACUCCCCGGAGUGGAAGGAAUACUCCUGUUCGUGGUAUACUGAAAACUCCUAUAGGAAAACAGAGACUUAUUGAACCAGAUACUCCUCUAUCCUCAAGAAAGAGAGUUAAGAAAACACUCAUUCAGAUCUCUGAAGAGGUAGAAACAAACCGGUUUUCAGACUCAGGUUCUGAAUCGAGUGAAGAGGAUUGUAUGAGCAACGAAGAAAAUGAAAGACCAAUCCUGCGUGGUCCCCCCGCUACCCCCCGGACCCCGGCUAGACGGGGCAGGACUGGAAAGGAAGCUAGAGAAUUGAACGCGGCAAAUAUGGCGGAGAGUUAUUUCGAAGCACAGUCGGCCAAGGUUUUAACCUCUGAUCGAACCUUGAAUAAGCUGAAUACUCCAAGGUUGAGUCAGGAGCAAGUUUCAAAAAUACUCGAAACCUCCAAACUACGAUACAAGUCAGAGAUACAGGAACUUGUAUAUGAUCAUAAGGUGAAUUAUCCAAAGUGGUUGAGUUUACUACAUCGUGGGUAUAGUAUUGUAACCUACGGACUUGGAUCUAAGAAAUAUCUUAUUCAUGAUUUCCAACAGGAGUUGCUAACAGAUGACGACUGUGUAGUUGUGAACGGAUUUUUCCCAUCAUUAACCCUGAAAUCCAUCCUAACAAGUAUAUCCGAGGAUAUCCUGGAGAUAGAUUCAACCUUCUCCUCCAAUCCGGAGCAUGUAGAUGCUAUUCUCAGUGGUGUUGAGAACGACCUAUAUCUCCUAAUCCAUAAUAUUGAUGGAUCAAUGCUCCGGAAUGAAAAGACACAAUCCGUCCUGGCGGACCUUGCUUCUCAUCCUAAGAUUCAUUUAGUCUGCUCAAUAGAUCAUAUCAAUGCUCCUCUAAUCUGGGAUCAACUCAAGCUAGCAAGGUUCAACUUUAUCUGGUUCGACGCAACCACAUUCCUUCCAUACACCGACGAGGCUGCUGGUGAAAGCAUGAUGGUUAAAGCGAGUGGAGGCCUUCAGCUUGCCAGUAUUACUCACGUGCUCGCUGCGCUCACGCCCAACGCAAAGCGUAUUUUCCUUGUGCUGGCCAAAUAUCAAAUUGAACACCAGGAAGCUCAUUACCCUGGGAUAGCGUUUAUGGAACUCUACUCCAGGUGCAGGAAUGAGUUCUUGGUUUCCAGCGACCUGGAGCUAAAGGCACAGUUGACUGAGUUCCGUGACCAUAAACUGGUUGGAAGUAGGAGAGGAGGGGAUGGAGCAGAAUAUCUCAAGAUACCAAUAGAUAAAACUGCACUAGCCUCAUAUAUUGAGAAUAUAGAGGAUAGAAUGUAAAAACAUUUCUAAUGAAAGUCGGAGAAUCAACCGUAGUACAUUAAACAAAGUAUUUUUUACUAUUUUUUCCAUAAAUAGUUUUUUGGUGUAUUUUCGCGCAUUUCUAACUAAUGCAGGCUGUGAUCAGAACCUUUUACGCUUCAUUUCCGUCAUAUUCUUAUUCUUAUUCUUUAUACUUCAUUAUAACUCUUAACCAAGUGAUAAAUUGUAAUAUUUCAGA